AUGAGCGCCGUGGAGGCCGACCACUGGGCGUGGCUGCUGGUCCUGUGCUUCGUGUUUGGGUGCAACGUCCUCAGGAUCCUCCUCCCGUCCUUCUCCUCCUUCAUGUCCAGGGUGCUGCAGAAGGAUGCAGAGCAGGAGUCUCAGAUGAGAGCGGAGAUCCAGGACAUGAAGCAGGAACUUGCCACUGUCAACAUGAUGGACGAGUUCGCCAGAUAUGCCAGGCUGGAAAGAAAGAUCAACAAGAUGGCAGAUAAGCUCAAAACUCAUGUGAAAGCACGGACAGCUCAGUUGGCCAAGAUGAAGUGGGCCAUGAGUGUCGCUUUGUACAUAUUGCAGGCUGCCCUGAUGGUCUGCCUCAUCUGGAAGUAUUACUCCGUACCCGUGGCUGUGGUGCCCAGUAAGUGGAUCACCCCGCUCGACCGGCUCGUAGCCUUUCCCACCAGAGUAGCAGGUGGCGUUGGAAUUACCUGCUGGAUUUUAGUCUGUAACAAAGUUGUGGCUAUUAUGCUUCAUCCUUUUAGCUGA
Messenger RNA from Pipistrellus nathusii (Nathusius's pipistrelle), 525 nucleotides. Lineage: Eukaryota; Metazoa; Chordata; Mammalia; Chiroptera; Vespertilionidae. The record is from the annotation of a GenBank genome assembly.